Molecule: messenger RNA, 1077 nt
Organism: Drechmeria coniospora
Lineage: Eukaryota; Fungi; Ascomycota; Sordariomycetes; Hypocreales; Ophiocordycipitaceae
Exons: 2
Coding region: 1-1077 (358 amino acids)
Molecular function (GO): toxin activity
Source: RefSeq, a predicted model, not a curated record
AUGGCGGUUGGCCGUGGAGGCUUCGAUGUUGGAGACGGAGCCUACGAGCUCACCUUGAUUGCUCCGCACAUGAUCUCGACCGGAAGAACCAUGCGGAACCAGGCUGCCCUGCUCGUCACGCUCGCCGCUCUCGCCGCGCCACUGGGAGCUUCCCCGGUGGUGCCGCGAGCAUCGUCCACGUCGUCGCCGACCCAGCUCCCUGCCGUCGUUUACCGUGGCGACCUGAUUCCUCCCACAUCGUACAUGGCGAGCGGUGGAAUCCCGCCCGAGUUCUCCGACAAAGAAAAGGUAACGGCCAAGUCAUUCUCCCUGUUUUGGCACAACAUCGGCACCGACUACGACGGAUUCGGCCUCGGCACCAGAGACUUCAGGUCUGCAUACGCGGCAACUUCGAGCAACUUUUCGCCGGCACUCGCCUUCGCCGUGGCGAAUAACCCGGAAGAUUUCGGAUGGAUGUAUAGGAUACACGCCACGCCCAACAUGGUUGAUCUGGUCAACUCGGGCUUCAAGCCUCUUUUCGGUAGCGAGGCCGAGUUUGCCGCCCUCGGAGGGAUACGGUGGGACCAGGUGGAGGCUUGGCUUCAGAUUCCCAAGAACGUGACCAAGGCGAGCAAAGAUGGGCCGGUAUUCAAAGGCAUCACAAGUGAGGAGCUCGAAAGGUGGGAAACGGCCGAGGCCUUUUUCAAAGAGUUCCCCGACUUGAAAUGGGUCGAGAACCCGGACUACAACCCGGCGUACAGCCAAUAUCGCGCCAGCGAAGGCCAGCCCCAGCUUGCUGGUAAGGGCGAAAACCUGCCGCCUGCGCUGGAGCAGAAUGCCGUUGAUUUCAUGAACAGGGUCGGCGCCGCCGUGGGUUGGAAGGGCAAGUUCCCCUUGGUGGGCCCUGCGCCGGCCGCGGUCUCGGUCGACGAGGAGCGGAAGAAGCUCAAGGACCACUGCGCCAAAUCGGCCGACCCCACGGCCUGCAACGGUGCAGCGACCCAGUGCGCCGCCCGUUUCCACAGAGAUGCGAAGUUUGAGGAUUUCAUGGCCUGCGUCGUCGAGUUGACUCCGAAGUCGGCGGAGCCCAAGGUGUAA